Dentiscutata erythropus is the source of this 255-nucleotide messenger RNA. NCBI's taxonomy places the organism in Eukaryota, Fungi, Glomeromycota, Glomeromycetes, Diversisporales, Gigasporaceae. The record is from the annotation of a GenBank genome assembly.
AUGGCUCUGGGUAAUGCUAAUACAAACUAUAAAGACAUUGAAGUACUUGAAGAACAACUCUUACAACUUCAACGAUCUUAUAUAGAUCUAACACAAAAAUAUGCAAAAAUUUCUGCUGAACUUGUCUUACAACAAGAUAAUUUUGAUGAUAUAAAAAGGCUUGUCAAGAAACCUCAGGUUCAAGAAUCUUCACCAGCAAGAAAAGAAGCCCAAAGAUCCAAACGACGUUGUAUUUCGGAGUUCUUUCAAUGCUGA